Chrysoperla carnea is the source of this 1625-nucleotide messenger RNA. RefSeq lists its product as uncharacterized. Gene Ontology annotation, molecular function: protein binding. Bases 21 to 1211 code for a protein of 396 amino acids. The transcript has 5 exons. Gene Ontology annotation, cellular component: cytoplasm; actin cytoskeleton. The record is from RefSeq and is a predicted model, not a curated record. Gene Ontology annotation, biological process: actin filament polymerization. Lineage: Eukaryota; Metazoa; Arthropoda; Insecta; Neuroptera; Chrysopidae.
UGAUUGAUUUGCAAAAUUAAAUGAAUGACAAUAUACAAAAAAUGAAUGGAGAUAUACCAUAUAUAACAAUUAUAUCUAUUUAUAUAUUGUCAUUUAAUGUAUUCUCAACAAAUUCACGUACAUCAACACUUUGGAAAUUAAAUGCUGAAGAGGAGAAAAUUGUCGAAGCAAGUCCAUUCCAUCAGGUUGUAACUAUACCAGGUGGUGUAUCUGAUGGACAAUUUGUAACCGAAGAUGAUCCAAUUUUUAAUAUUAUAACCUCAACAGUACAUUUUGGUGAAUUUUGGACGAAGCAAAGUUUAGAAUACUAUUGUACGGAUUGUCAAUCAUUACAAAAUGGAAAACAUAUUGGUGAUAAAUAUGAUAAGAACGCAACAAAUAUAAAUUCGAUAAGAGAUAAUGAUAAUAGUGCCACAAUUGCAGACGACGAAGUUUUAGAUUGUGGUAAAACCGUUAAUUUUACAUAUUAUGAUAGUUUGGCAGGUGUUGCAUUACGACAUAUGCAUCCAACGGUACCAGAGCCAAAAGUUGCUCAAAUAUUCACUAAGAAAAAAAAUAAUAAAAAUGGUGUAGCUGAAUUUGAUGUGAAUGCAUUAGAAAGACGACUCAAAAAAGCAAAACGAGAGAAACCGAAAUCAAUUCAACUUUAUAAUCAAAUUGGUAAUUUUUGGCGCAUAAAAGGUGAUGCACAUAAAUCAAUAGAAUGUUUUCGACGAGCUUUAGCAGUUUCACCUCAUAAUGCGGAGGUAUUGCUAAAUUUAGCAAAAGUAUUAUUUGCUGUACAAUAUUUUGAUGAUGCCAUUUAUGUGGCACAACGUUCGUUAGAAGUACAACCGCCUGAUAAAAAUGCUUGGCAACAAUAUUAUACACUAGGUGAGAUCUUUAAAGCAAGUGGUCGAUUUCAAGAGGCAUCUAUACAUCUAAGACAUACGUUAGAGUUGCGUCCUGAAUUUGAGCCUGCAAUAACAGCGCUUAAAGAAGUUGAAUCAUUGCCAGAAGCUGCCAUUCAUAUGUAUACGUUAAUCAUUAUCAUAUUAUUGGUUGUUGGAGUUUUGUUGGUAAUUGUAGCUUCAGUUGAUUCGAAUCUAGAAGCUGAAUUAUCGGAAGUAAAAACACAUCAACGUCAUUUUAAUAGAGCAAUGGCAAUGCGAUCUCUACGACGUAUGUCGUUAUCAUCUCGAUCAUUACGUACUAAAAAGGCAGGUGGUUAAAAAAACAAAUAAAAAACCACCAAAAUAAAAUAAUUUUCUCUCCUCCUCGUUGAAUAUAAUUGAUAAUAUGCUUUAAUUAGAAUGUAUCUAAAUGUUUGUAGUUUAAUAACUUAUUAAUACGUGAAUUAUUUUUUUAUCAGUUCGAAUUAUUAGUCAUUCGAAAAAUGCGUUACUUAAUUCGCUUGAUUUCCGAAUGCUUUGUAUAAAGAAUUUCUUUUGUUGUUUUUUCUUUUGAAAUCAGAAUAACAACUUUAUUUUUUUAUUUUUUCUUUACGUUUAAUUGAAACGCGAUAUUUUACCUCGUGAGAAUGUAACAGAGUUGUGAGUACAAAUAGGGUAUUCCACUAGAAAAAUUACUUCAAAAUGUUGAUUUUGCUAAUAAAAAGCCACCAAAAAUUUAUUUCGGAAAAAUAC